AAAAUAAUAAGGGAGAGGUGGCGUCGUUGUUUCGCUGGAAUAAAUUGGAAGUUGUUUAGAAGCACCCCGGAGCUGUUAGAUAAAGCUAAUAAUAAUAUUUCUGAUUCCUCUCCUCCAGUCUUCACCUCCUCUUCUUCUACAAUUUCCAUUAAGCCAACAAGAUUAUGAAGGACUACAAAUUGAUCAACGGAAAAGCUCCGCCGCUGAUUCCGCCAUUUGAAUCCGAUCGGAACAUCGGCGGCGUCAAUAUCGCCACCGUCUCUCCUGAUCACCGGAAGACUAACUCAGAAGAGAUUACAGAGCCGCCUUCCGGUCAUGAGCUUAAAGAAGAAGAAGAAGAAGAAGAAGACAGGGUGAUAAAAGAGCUGAAGAAAAUUCAGAGACAGAAUUUCCUCACCCACUGCCUCGUAUCAGCUAUGAUAGUUCUCACUGUAACAUGGCAGCUAUCGGAGAUGUCUUUAAUCCUCAAACUCAAAGAUGGACUGAACCAUCCAUUCCGAUCGUUGCGCGGUUUCGUCGCCGGAAUAUUCAAAGGUCCGGUUAAAGACGACGAAAAACCGCCCAACGGAAAACAGAAGCAAGAUGCUUCACCCCUCCCCUUAUCCGGACCUGCAAUCUCUAGACUUCACUACUGAACAAAAAUAGCAGAGCAAAUGAUGACUGUAAGAUUUUGUUUCACCUGCAAUUGUGUGACAACUGUGUUGUUUUCUACCAAAUAUAUAUAUAAAUGCCAUUACUGUAGUUUUUCAAA
Molecule: messenger RNA, 751 nt
Organism: Ipomoea nil (Japanese morning glory)
Lineage: Eukaryota; Viridiplantae; Streptophyta; Magnoliopsida; Solanales; Convolvulaceae
Exons: 2
Coding region: 165-635 (156 amino acids)
Source: RefSeq, a predicted model, not a curated record